This is a messenger RNA of Papaver somniferum (opium poppy), 1789 nucleotides long. RefSeq names its product rust resistance kinase Lr10-like. Gene Ontology annotation, molecular function: ATP binding; protein kinase activity. Gene Ontology annotation, biological process: protein phosphorylation. Lineage: Eukaryota; Viridiplantae; Streptophyta; Magnoliopsida; Ranunculales; Papaveraceae. The record is from RefSeq and is a predicted model, not a curated record. The coding region runs from base 114 to 1607 and encodes 497 amino acids. The transcript has a single exon.
AUUCAAUGUGGUGGAAACUGCUAGUCUUUGACUGUAUGUCUACAGUCAAAAGAUCUAUAUCUUUCUUGACAAGUGAAGAAAAUAACAAAUGAAAAACAACUCAAACUCUGAAAAUGUUUCCAUUGUAUGCAAUAAUAAUCUGUGGUUUAGUAGGAACCUCGAUUGUUUUGGGAAUUAUCUUGUUUUGCUCCAAAAGGUUGAAAUCCAAAAGAAUCGCUAAUCAAAACACUCUCUCUAUACCAAGCUUACUACGGAUGUGUGAAAACACCCCAAGAAACGAUCUUAGCCUCACAGUUCAUCAUACACAAGACUCGCUGCAAACUCUGAACACUAACCAGGCUAAGAAAGUUGAUGACCAUGGUCAUGUUGUUGAUAUCACUCUGCCUGUAGUACUACACAUGUUCGAUGUCGUAACAGAAGAUAAUCUUGGAGGACGGGUUGAUCAUCAUGAAAAACAGAGAUCACAAAAAGAAGUUCACGUAGGUGUAUCGGCUAUAGAGAGGUUUUUAGUUGAUAUGGGAAAUGAGAAACCAGUCAGGUUUACGUCUUCAGAGCUACAAGAUUUCACUUGGAAUUACAAGGUGAAGUUGGGUGCAGGUGGGUUUGGAGUUGUUUACAAAGGCGUAUUUCCGAGCGGAGUUGAAGUUGCUGUUAAGGUGCUAAAUGACAGUACUACAAGCGAAAGAAUAAAAGAGCAAUUCAUGGCAGAAGUGAGUACAAUCGGAAGAACUUACCACAAAAAUCUAGUUAGACUCUAUGGGUUUUGCUUUGAAUCCGCAACAAAAGCACUGGUUUACGAGUACAUGAAGAACGGAUCGCUUGACCGGAUUUUGUUCGACAAAAAACUACAAAAUAGUAGUAUAAAGUGGGAGAAACUGUAUGACAUAGCAAUCGGAACGGCCAAAGGAUUGGCAUAUUUACAUGAAGAUUGUCAGAAAAGGAUAAUUCACUACGAUAUAAAGCCUGGUAAUAUUCUAUUAGAUUCGAAAUUUAAUCCAAAAGUUGCUGAUUUUGGUUUGGCCAAGCUUUGUAACUGGGAUAGUUCUCAUGUUACCAUGACCGGAGGCCGAGGAACGCCAGGUUAUGCUGCACCGGAGCUGUGGAUGCCGUUUCCUAUAACUUAUAAGUGUGAUGUUUAUAGUUAUGGAAUGAUGCUGUUUGAGAUUGUCGGACGGAGAAGGAAUUUAGACCUGAGUUUACCUGAGAGCCGUCAAUGGUUUCCUAGACAGGUGUGGGAAAAGUUUGAAAUGGAAGAAUUGGAUGAGAUGAUAAACGGGUUCGACGGGAUCGAAAAAACGGAUCGUGAGAAGGUAAGAACAAUGAUUUUGGUAGCCUUUUGGUGUGUUCAGUACUUGCCCGAUGCCAGACCUUCGAUGAGUAGUGUGGUGAAGAUUUUACAGGGAGGCUCGGAAGUUAAGGUGCCGCCUAACCCCUUCUUGCACCUUGGGUUUUCAAGUGCGGCAUUAGCUCUGCGGGCCGAUGCAAAUAGAGAAGAGACGGGAGUCACUGCAAAUAUCACGUCGGCCGAAGCCAUCACUGGAAUAAUGUCGACCCCGACUGGUUACAAGAAAAAUACUGCAAUUGUGAGAGAAAGAGCUACUUCAUGACAACAACCUUUGCACUCCGAAGUUGCUGCAAAAUUGUUCAAGCUGCUUACAAAAUCAAAUAAAAAAAAAAAGUGAAAUGAAUGUAUUAUUAGAAUUGGCGAAGCAUGAAAUAUAUCGGAAUCGACGGAUCCCAUCGGAACUAAGACACAUCUCAGUUGUUGGGUAAUCCCCAAAUUCAACAA